Messenger RNA from Nomascus leucogenys (northern white-cheeked gibbon), 708 nucleotides. RefSeq names its product cysteine rich C-terminal 1 (gene CRCT1). NCBI's taxonomy places the organism in Eukaryota, Metazoa, Chordata, Mammalia, Primates, Hylobatidae. The record is from RefSeq and is a predicted model, not a curated record.
CUGCCUAGCAGCUGGCCCAUUCCAGUUGGAGAAGGUAGUGAGUCUUUCAGUGGAGCCAGGGUCUGGUGCGUCGUGAGGAGCUCCGCGAUGUCCUCUCAACAGAACGCCGUUUCCGCAAAAGGCUUUUCCAAGGGGUCGUCCCAGGGCCCCGUUCCGUGUCCCGCCCCGGCGCCCACCCCGGCGCCAGCCUCCUCCUCCUCCUGCUGCGGCGGCGGCUGUUGCGGCGACUCGGGCUGCUGCGGCUCCAGCUCCACCAGUUGCUGCUGCUUCCCAAGGAGACGCCGCCGGCAGCGGAGUAGUGGCUGCUGCUGCUGUGGGGGCGGCAGCCAGAGGUCCCAGCGCUCCAACAACCAGAGCUCGGGCUGCUGCUCUGGCUGCUGAGAGGCCCGCAACCCCCAGCGCUGCGCUAGAGAAACCUGCCCAGCCCAGAACGGGCCCGCCCCGCUGCGGCUCCCACGCGGGGCUGGGCCUCGGAGUUUGCCCCGUAAAGCGAAUUGCACUUUGAUGUUCAGAAACCCACUUUGUUCUCAGUCACGCAAAACUCCCUGACCCCGAUGUGAUUUUUCUCCGCGGGGAUUCGAGAGCCAUGCGUGGGACACUGGACCCUACUGUCUGCACGGGUUUGCACACAGCAGGUGCUCAGUAAAUGCCUACUAAUUUGAUUGUCUUUUGAAGAUGUCAUAAUAAAGCUUCUACCUCCUGAGAACA